Ornithorhynchus anatinus (platypus) is the source of this 1056-nucleotide messenger RNA. It is a transcript of the gene TBCB, whose product is annotated as tubulin folding cofactor B. The coding region runs from base 38 to 772 and encodes 244 amino acids. Gene Ontology annotation, molecular function: alpha-tubulin binding; microtubule plus-end binding. Gene Ontology annotation, biological process: post-chaperonin tubulin folding pathway; cytoplasmic microtubule organization; tubulin complex assembly. Lineage: Eukaryota; Metazoa; Chordata; Mammalia; Monotremata; Ornithorhynchidae. The transcript is spliced from 6 exons. The record is from RefSeq and is a predicted model, not a curated record. Gene Ontology annotation, cellular component: cytoplasm; nucleus; microtubule plus-end.
CGAAGCUUCCAGAAGCGGCGGCGGCGGCGGCGGCGGGAUGGACGUGGCCGGGGUCUCGGCCCCCGUGGUCACCGUCUUCAUCAGCAGCAGCCUCAACUCCUUCCGCUCCGAGAAGCGCUACAACCGGGGGCUCACCCUGGCAGAGUUUAAGUGUAAACUGGAGCUCGUGGUGGGCAGCCCAGCCUCUUGUAUGGACCUGGAACUCUACGGCAUCGAUGACAAGUUCUGUAUGAAGCUGGACCGGGACGACGCCCUGCUGGGUUCCUACCCCGUGGAAGACGGCUGCAGGAUCCACGUGAUCGAUCGGAGCGGAGCCCGGAUUGGCGAGUAUGAGGACCUGUCACGGGUGGAGAAAUAUGAGAUCUCCCAGUCUGCCUAUGAAAAGAGACCAGAUUCGGUCCGCUCGUUCCUGAAGCGCAGCAAGAUGGGCAAGUUCAACGAGGAAGAGCAGAGCCGGCGGGAGGCGGAGCAGGAGCAGCGGCUGGCGGAGGAGAAGGCCUUGGCCGAAGCCAUGACCGUGGGCUCCCGGUGCCAGGUGCGGGCAGCCGGGCAGCCCGCCAAGCUGGGCACCGUGAUGUACGUGGGUCUCACAGAGUUCAAACCAGGAUACUGGGUCGGGGUCAGAUACGACGAACCUCUGGGAAAACAUGAUGGCAGCGUGAGCGGCAAACGCUACUUCCAGUGCCAGCCCAAGUACGGUGCCUUCGUCAAGCCGCAGAGCGUCACAGUCGGGGACUUCCCCGAGGAGGACUAUGGGCUGGACGAGAUGUGACUCGGGCGGGGAGGGGGGUGGGGGGCAGAGCCAGAAGGGUUAAACACUAGGCCGGAGUCUGGCCACCCCAAGGGUCCAGGCCCUCGGCGUUCGCACCGCUGUCCGUCCGUCCGUCCCCACCCUCAGCCCGGACCCCUUCCCUCUCCCCUGUGUUUGUGUGGCUUGGGCCCAGCGUCCUGGUUCUGCCUGCCCCUUCCUCUCCCCCGAGAUGUAUUUUUUUUCUUGUACUUUCCCACUUGGCUUUUGUGAGACCGUGACCCAUUAAACCUGCACCUUGAACCCUG